Molecule: messenger RNA, 1606 nt
Organism: Fundulus heteroclitus (mummichog)
Lineage: Eukaryota; Metazoa; Chordata; Actinopteri; Cyprinodontiformes; Fundulidae
Gene: ing2
Product: inhibitor of growth family, member 2
Exons: 2
Coding region: 165-1010 (281 amino acids)
Biological process (GO): positive regulation of DNA-templated transcription
Cellular component (GO): nucleus
Source: RefSeq, a predicted model, not a curated record
AAAAGGAAAUUCUGAGCGCAUGCGCAGAUGCGCGAGUUUUGUUUGAAGUGAAUUGCUGCUCGGAACUGCCCUACAAGCUGCAAAGUCGCCAAGCAUUUGGUUUCUACAGCACACCUUUCUGAUUUCCUCAGGUGUUUUUCGUUCUUCUGUGCAUCGCAGAGACGAUGUUAGGCCAUCAUUAUCAGAAUGCGGACAAGUCGCAGCAACUAGUCAACUAUGUGGAGGAUUAUCUGGAAUGUGUGGAGUCCCUGCCUUUGGACAUACAAAGAAAUGUUUCCCUGCUUCGAGAAAUUGAUGCAAAGUAUCAAGAGGUGCUGAAAGAGGUGGACGAAGUGUUUGAGAAGUACAAAUUUGAGCAGGACACGGCUCAGAGAAAGCGGCUGCAGGUCCAGCUUCAGAGAGCGUUGAUCCUCAGCCAGGAGCUGGGAGAUGAGAAAAUCCACGUGGUGACUCAGAUGACUGAGCUGGUGGAAAACCGUUCCCGCCAGAUGGACACUCACUCCCUCUGUCUCCAGGAGCCCGGCGAAGCCGAGCGGCUACCCACGGAGCGGCGGUCCAGCAUCCAAGAGCCCCCUGCCCCUGAGCGCACCUCCAACCGGCGGCCACGGCGCCAGCGGAAUAGCGAGAGCCGCGACUCCACCCACACGUCUGCCAACGGCUCGCUGGUGGACGACCCUGUGGACGAACUGCCUCUCCCGCCACCGCGAGAAAAGAAGUCCAAGUCUUCGAAGAAGAAAAAACGCAAAUCCAAACAGGAGAGAGACGCCUCGCCAGUUGACUUUACCAUCGAUCCCAAUGAGCCCACCUACUGCCUCUGUGAGCAGGUGUCUUACGGCGAGAUGAUCGGUUGUGACAACGACCAGUGCCACAUUGAGUGGUUCCACUUUUCAUGUGUGGGCCUCACCUACAAACCCAAGGGAAAGUGGUACUGUCCUAAAUGUAGAGGGGACAAUGAAAAAACUAUGGACAAAAGCCUGGACAAGAACAGAAAAGAUCGCAGGUCCAGGUAGUGACUCACCUGGAAGUCGUCUUCAGCCGGAGGAAAGAACAAGUGCUGUUUCAGCACAAAUGAACACAUAGCAGCUGCACUUAGAAAUCAAGAACAUCAAUGAACGAAGUGAUUCUGAUGGUUCCAAACAGCCCGCAGCAGCCUGCAGGAACUGCCCUCUUCCACACAAUUGCUGUUUGUAAGAUUUAUUUUAAUUAGAUUCAAAGUUUAAUUUUAACCUGAUUCAAGUAUGAAGACGAUGAAAGCUUCUUUAGAUUGACUUAAACCUUUUUGCUCUGGACUACAUUCUUAUGAAGAAGGAUAACCCAGCUAAUGGUCAUGAGGUUCUUCAGGUUUGGUCAAAUCUUUUUUUUUUUUUUUUUCUUUUUUUUUAAACAGUCUCUCUUCUUUGAGUCUGGUUCAGACUGCCUUCAUACAUUGGUGGCUUCUAAAAGAAAUGGCCUUAAAAGUGAAAUAUGUUAAUUAGAGACUCUUAAUUUAAUUAGUUAAUGACAUUAUUGAUGGGACAUUGAUAUAAAGUUGUUUGUUUCCAGUGGUUUUCUAUUACCAUUAUGUAUAUUUCAUUUUAUACCUAUUAAAACAAUCAGUGGUCACUAA